AUGUCCAACGAUGCGUACCAUUGCUCCUUCGUCCUCCUCGCCGACUUCGACAUCGACCGUGGCGCGCUACUCACGUACCAGUUUCCCCAACCACUCGGAACAGAUGAAGGCCUCCUCGCGAACUUGAUGUUGCCAGAUGGCGCCGAGAAGCAGCCUGAAGACUGGACCAUAUUCUUCCUCAACCAGACGCCAUUCAACACUAUAGCACCCGUCCUUGCUCUGGAGUCACCAGGCGCGAGUGAUGGAUAUGAGCAGAGCGAGAAACCAGAGUUAUUGUACGUGUUGAACCUGGUGAGGACCAAGCUGGAUAAGACAGCACGCAGAGGUGCGGUGGUGAAGGCAAUGGCGAUUUGUACGCGGCAUCCAUUCGUCCAGAUAUUCAAGCCCGUCCUCGUCAUGGCGCUGGACGAUUACUUCGCCAACCCGUCGCAAGACUGUCUCGCCCGUCUCUUCGACGCGAUCAAUUCCAUGGACAUCUCAAUGGCACCCGUCCUGACGCGCUACGAGAAGCUCAUCAUGCGCGCUUCCGAGCGGAAGGACGUCUUCCUCGACAAGUUCGACGACUUCUUGCAGGGCCUCCUCGGAGACCCUGGCACCGCGACGCAGCAGUCGACCAACCUGGCUGCAACCUCUCGGCAGACGCACCGUGCGAGCAACUCCGUAGAAUCGCAGUCUAGCUUCGAAGAGGGCAUCCUGAUGCGGCGGCGGGAGGAGCGGAGGGAGGCCAGCCGUCCGCCACCCUCGCAGCCCUCGCCCUCAGACGCGUCGUUCUCCCUCGACGGCAGUGCGGUGUGGGUUGGGGAUGAGAGCGGGUUGGAGCAAGUUGGACCGGGGGGCGCUGUCGCAGGCGCGGGCGCGAGCAGCAGCAGCGUCGCUAGCAGCGUGCCAUUCCGCGGUAGGAGAUCCACCGACGCGUCUUCAGUCUCUGCAUCCUCGAACGGCGUGCACGGCAGACGAGAUGAUCCGACACCGGGGCCGGGCACGUCCAGUCUCGCUAUGGCGGUGAUGAAGGACUCGCAUUUCUUUCCCGGCAUAAUCGACUACGGUGAGCACCACUUGCCCAUCAAGCUGCCACUGGCGACGUUUCCGGAGGAAGUUGGUGACUACUCCAUCAUCGAGCUUAUCACGACGUUCUCACCGCUCCAGGCGACCCUCAGUGGCCCUCUCCAUCCUCAUUUACAUACAAACGGGGCACUCACUCCUCCGGUCAUCGUGCUGUUUAAUGCCCUGCUUACUGGUAAACGUAUCAUCUUCUUGGGCCAUCAUAAACCUGCCCACUUGGUAUCAAACUUCGUUCUUUCCGCGUGUGCCCUCGGAUCCGGCUGUGGAGCCAUCUUGCGAGGGUUUAUCAGGCGUGCGUUUCCAUAUGCGAAUUUAACAAACCGUGAGGAAUGGGAAUCUAUCCCGGGGUUCAUUGCCGGAGUGACGAACCCGAUCUUUGAAGCGUCGGGCUCAUGGGACCUUCUAUGUGAUAUUGGCACCAAGCGCAUGGUUGUUUCCAAAGACAUCAACAUCUAUCACCCGACAUCGGUGCCUCCUAGUCAGGGCCCGCUCAUCAUCCGCACCGGCACUCUUCGGGCGGAGGGAUCCGUGGGCAGCGAAGAAGACGUCGUUCGGAUUCCAGGGAGGGAUUCGACCUCUACACAGAGGAGCGACCUCGCUGCCAAGGCAGAUCAUCCGGACAACCAAUUCAUAGACGAUCUGCUUUCCCUCAUCAGCUCCCACUACGGAGAGCCCCUCGUACAGGCACGCUUCACGGAAUAUCUGGUCCGCUUUAUCAAGCUUGCCUCCCGGUACGAAGAGGACAUCACAGGCACAACUACAAUUGGAUACCCGAACGUGACGUAUACGGAGAAGGCAGGUGAACGACGGCUAGGAAGCGGCAUCACCUUCCCGGACGACUCUACCAGCCCCAGAGAAAUCGCGCUGAGCGCGAGCAGGAUCGAGGCGUGGAGGCGGACGGAGAGCUACAGGCUCUACCAGAUAGAUGUGAGGAGGAGCAUGACUACGAACCCAAUACAUGGUUUCGACGUGUCGUAUCAGUUGUUGCGACUUCGACAUGCGAAGAGGAUGCCAGAUGGCGAAGCUGAACUGAUCAUGCGAACCCUCUCAGAAAAUUUGCAAACCUAUGAUCAAGUCACCGAGCUUCUAGCCCAUCUUCCGCCCCACCAGAAUGGCCUGCUUCCGCUCAGCUUCGGACUGUUCCACCAGCAGGAGGCGGUGCGAGAUUACACUGUUAACAUCUUCAACGAACUGCGUUCGCACUCGAUCGGAGUACAGUUCCUUCAGGCCCUGAACCACUUCCAGCGAUUCGCCUAUGUCAGACAAGCACACGCCAAGGAGGCACGGCUCGUCCGCGACCAGAACACGCUCCCUAUUCCGCCAGCGUCGUACAUGUCGCGCACACCGUCGAACCGCAGCAACUCCAGCAUAGGUGGAGGAUAA
Messenger RNA from Sparassis crispa, 2445 nucleotides. Its product is annotated as Protein mesA. Bases 1 to 2445 code for a protein of 814 amino acids. The transcript is spliced from 10 exons. Gene Ontology annotation, cellular component: plasma membrane. The record is from RefSeq and is a predicted model, not a curated record. Gene Ontology annotation, biological process: actin cortical patch localization. Lineage: Eukaryota; Fungi; Basidiomycota; Agaricomycetes; Polyporales; Sparassidaceae.